AUGCUAAAGCAACUGACCAUGAAUGUGCCAUUAGUGGAGGCACUUGAGCAAGUGCCAGGUUUCACAAAGUUUAUGAAGGAUCUGCUGAUGAAGAAAAGGGCAAAAAAGCCUGACCCAGGAGCGUUCACUAUACCAUGCACAGUUGGGUCUAUGGAGUUCGCCAAGGCCAUAUGUGAUCUGGAAGCAAGCAUCAAUAUGAUGCCGCUAUCUAUUUACAAGAAACUUGGUUUGGGCGCUCCCACACCGACCAACAUGCAACUAGUGAUGGUAGAUAGGUCAGUCAAACGACCUGAUGGUAUUCUGCAUGAUGUACUAGUAAAGGUGUUCGACUUUAUUCUUCCCGUUGAUUUUGUAGUCCUUGAUUGUGAUGUGGACUUCGAUGUGCCCAUUAUCUUGGGUAGGGAAUUCUUAGCAAUAAUAAGAGUAAUAGUUGAUAUAGAGCUCAAUAAGCUCAAGUUCAGGGUCGGUGAAAAGACGAUAAAAUUUGAAAUACACUCAUCCAUGGUAAAACUAAAGGAGAUGAGUGUCUUCUCAAUCAUGGAUGUGUUCCAUGAGGAUGAUAAGAGGUAUCAGCACGGUGUCUUGAUGAAGUCUGAGUAG
Capsicum annuum is the source of this 600-nucleotide messenger RNA. RefSeq lists its product as uncharacterized. The record is from RefSeq and is a predicted model, not a curated record. Bases 1 to 600 code for a protein of 199 amino acids. Lineage: Eukaryota; Viridiplantae; Streptophyta; Magnoliopsida; Solanales; Solanaceae. The transcript has 2 exons.